Coturnix japonica (Japanese quail) is the source of this 1328-nucleotide messenger RNA. It is a transcript of the gene SURF6, whose product is annotated as surfeit 6. Gene Ontology annotation, biological process: ribosomal small subunit biogenesis; ribosomal large subunit biogenesis. Gene Ontology annotation, cellular component: nucleolus. Lineage: Eukaryota; Metazoa; Chordata; Aves; Galliformes; Phasianidae. Gene Ontology annotation, molecular function: DNA binding; RNA binding. The record is from RefSeq and is a predicted model, not a curated record.
UCUGGGGGCUCAUUUUACUUCCGGCGCUGGUCGGUGCGGGUGCUUCCUCACAUCGCUCCGCUCGUAUCGGGGUUUAUCCGGUGUUUGUAGUGGUGAUGUCCAGCCUGGCCGCUCAGGACGCUUAUCUACAGGGCUUGGCGAGGAAGGUCUGCACACAGAACGCCCCGGAGUCUAGGAAAAGGAAAUUCUUGUCGAAGCCAGGCCAGCCAGAUGAUGCUGACAGGAAGCUGAAGAAAAAGAAGAGAAGGAAAUCCAGGAAGCAAGCUGAGAAAACAGAGUUUCCUGCAGUUAAACAAGGGGCCUCUAACACCAAUAAGCUUAAUCCAGGACAGAAAGCAGCUCCCCAGGCCAACAAAUCAUCUCCACUGGGUGUUAAGCAGAACAGAAAUGAGGGUUCUGUUAUAGGUGCCAAAAGUGAACUUGGCUCUAGUUCUUUUUCUGCAAUAAACCUCUUGCGUCAGAGGCUACAUGAGAAGAUUAAAGAAGCUUCUGGGCGGGAUGAUACCAAGGAAUUACCCCCUUCAGUCCUGGAGAAGAGGCAAAGAAGGAAGUAUGAAAAAGAGAGGAAAAAGCGAAAAAGAAAAGAGUUAAAGAUGAAGGCAAAAGCGGUGAAGGAAGAAACCGAGGAGGUACCUAUAGAGCCACAAAGCAAAAAGGAAGAGAUCACAACUGACAUAGUCUUCAACAAGAUCAAAGUGCACGAAGACAAUGAGCUGAACAAGAUCCAGAAGAAAAAAGAGAAGAGGAAAGGAGUGAAGGGGAAAAUCACUCCUCUGACAGGUAGGAAUUACAAGCAGCUGCUGAAUAGGCUGGAGAUACGGAAGAAUAAGCUGGAGGAGCUGAAGGAAAAGGACCAGAAGAAAGCUCAGGAUCUGGAGAUGAAAAUGAAGUGGACGAACGUUCUGUAUAAGGCAGAAGGUGUGAAGAUUCACGACGACGAGACGCGCCUGAAGGAAGCUCUGAAGCGCAAAGAGAAGCGUAAAGCACAUCGCCAAAAGCAAUGGGAGAAGAGAACAGAAAAAGUGGUAGAAAGGAUGCAGCAGAGACAGGAGAAACGUCGUAAGAACAUUCAGAAGAAGAAGAAGGAGAAGAUUGAGCAUAAAAAAGCCAAGGCCAGGAAGAAGGGCCGUGUUCUGCCAGAGGACUUGAAAAAAGCUGGUUUGUAGCUGCCCACGAGGCAGCUGGACUGUGGUUAAAGGCAGCUGAUGGGAUUCUUGUGCCAGUGUUUAAUGGAGCUGUACCAGCACAUCAGUCCCAGCCUGGAAUUGAGAUAUAGGGGUGUCAUUAUCACCUCUUCCUAAGUCAAUAAUAAAAACAACAAAACCUCA